Messenger RNA from Iphiclides podalirius (scarce swallowtail), 273 nucleotides. NCBI's taxonomy places the organism in Eukaryota, Metazoa, Arthropoda, Insecta, Lepidoptera, Papilionidae. The record is from the annotation of a GenBank genome assembly.
AUGCCACUUAAUGAUGCCACACCUAAAAUAGAGCUAGAUCAGGCAACGGGCGCAGAAGAUGUUGAUCAGUUGACCACAGAGCAUGACUUCAUGGAUAGCGAUGAUUUUAAUAUGUCAGCAGCUAUAGAAGAGUUGAAUGAAUCAAUCAAUCAGUACAUUCAAUCGGAGUCUAACACUCAACAGUAUAGCAAUGGAAGCAAUUUGCCAAUGUGUAUAGAGUCGAUGGAGGAUUCAAAACAAAACUUGGUCACGAAAGAGGAGCCAAUACAGUUC